AUGACUACACUAUCGACCUCAAGGGGCCUGGGGGCUCUGGCCGUCAGUGCGGUCUUCACGUCCUUGGCGACAAUGGUAGUCCUCAUUCGUGUCUAUACGAGAGCGUUCAUGGUGAAGCAGAUGGGAGCGGAUGACUAUGCCAUUUUAGCCUCCUUGGUAUUCUCAUGGGUCUUCUUUGGACUGUUUGUGGGAGAGGUGUACCAUGACAUGGGACAACGCUUCAAGCUUAUCCCAGAGGAUGUCUAUGUAACGCAAAUGAUUUGUUUCUGGGCCUCAGUCCCAAUCUACCAGUGUAGUCUCUUUAGCACCAAGAUCUCCAUUCUCCUUCAAUACCGACGACCUGCGCUAUUUUUCCUCGGAUUCAUCGUCGUCUAUGGAACAUGGUCAGUCAUCAGUGCCUGGGCCAAUUGCGUUCCUCUCGCCAAGUUCUGGGACCCAACAGUGCCGGGCUUCUGUUUCGACAAGAAAGCCUUAUGGUUCUCGAACUCCGCCAUUCACAUUCUCACCGAUUUGUUGAUUUUGACAUUCCCCAUGCCCGUCCUCAAGUCCCUCCAGCUCCCUAGAAAACAAAAGUUGGCCUUGAUGGGUUAUAGUGUUGUGAUCACCACCAUUCUUCGUCUUCACAGUCUACUCGUUAUUGCCAACUCCGAUGAUCCAACCUACGACAACACCGGCGCCGCCGCCUGGUCCGCCGUUGAAUGUAAUGUCGCCAUCAUCUGCGCGUCCCUCCCUAGCACCCGCGCAUUCCUCUCUCAACUACUCCCCCAUAUCUUCUCCACCGGCAGCAAUGGCUACCGCAGCAAGACCCGACCCUCCCGCACCGGGCGCAGUGCACUCACCGGCAACACCGGCAAUGGAAACACUCAAGUCAUGGCAUCCGUCAUUGGCGGUCGAGAGCCCGGGCGAGACGGCUACGACUUGGAUGACCUAUCCCUCGAUGGCUCAAUCCAUAGCUUCGAAAAGGAGCAAAAGAGUAAAGAUGAGACCUUUGCCGGUAUCAAGGUGACUACGCUCGUGACGCAAGAGUCGAAUGUCACGACUCUUGGGAGUCAUAAGACGGAAAGUGCCAGUGAGCUUGUUUGA
This is a messenger RNA of Penicillium maclennaniae, 1083 nucleotides long. Its product is annotated as putative integral membrane protein. Bases 1 to 1083 code for a protein of 360 amino acids. Lineage: Eukaryota; Fungi; Ascomycota; Eurotiomycetes; Eurotiales; Aspergillaceae. The transcript is spliced from 6 exons. The record is from RefSeq and is a predicted model, not a curated record.